This is a messenger RNA of Colossoma macropomum (tambaqui), 3254 nucleotides long. It is a transcript of the gene tprn, whose product is annotated as taperin. Gene Ontology annotation, molecular function: phosphatase binding. The record is from RefSeq and is a predicted model, not a curated record. Bases 373 to 2934 code for a protein of 853 amino acids. NCBI's taxonomy places the organism in Eukaryota, Metazoa, Chordata, Actinopteri, Characiformes, Serrasalmidae. The transcript has 4 exons.
UGGAGUCUAUUCGUUAGCACAGUGUCGUGACAAAAAAUGGAAGUAAAGGUAGCGGUGUUGCGUUUCCGAGCGUUAGUCUAAACAACAUGGAAGGUUUGAGCUCCAGCUCUAUAACAUGUGAGAAGUGUACAAGCCUAAAGGGUUUUUUACAAGGCGAGUAUGUUGCAGUGACGUUUCUCCAGUAGGCGUGUUUUGCAAGUGGGAGUGCUGUGAAGCCUUUACGGGACGCAGACGGGCUGUUAAGAAGAAGAAAACCUUCGUAGGAGCGAAGAGGCAGACGCCAGCGGCGACCCUCACAGUUCCACUCACAGUCCGCUGUUCUGCUCCUUUUAACCCCCUUCCUCUCCCUCUUCCAGCAUCUCCUUCUCCAUAAUGUCGAGCGGCGGGGACGUCGGCGUGCUUUGCAAGGAGGAGAGCGCUAGGAUGCCGGCCUGGAAGCGGGAGCUGCUGGAGCGGAGGAAGGCUAAGGGCGGCGAGGUGACGGCUCGAAGCGGCUCGAAGAGUGAGGACGAGGCCACGGGCACUGAGACAAGGCAUCACGGCGCGUCCCCGGCCACGUCUCCGGUGAAGACAAAAGAGCCGCGGUCGUCGUCGCCGUCGCCGUCCCCCUCCCAUACCAAUGGCCGGGCGACGGAGACGGAUGACGAUGACGGCGGCGGCGGUCUGCCAGAGAGCCUCGUGCUGCGAGAGAGUCUGGGGCCGCUGCAGGAGAACCCGUUCAUCAAGCUGGAGAAAGAGCGCAAGAAGCGACGGGAGAGAGAGAACGCGGCCCGUCCGCUGCAGCACGUCCUGGAGCUAUACGGCAGCGUCCCGGGCAUCCGGACCAUCCGCGCUGAAAACAUCAUUAUCAUUGAGUCCGACCCGGACUACUUUCCGGAGGGCGCAGGGUUGAAGCAUGGGGCCAAACCGCAGCAGAACGGCACAGUGAGCGGAUACAGCUCUCUCAACGACCUGCUGGACCGGAGAGGUAGUCCAGUAACGGAGAUCCGCGCGAGAGAGGUGGUCGUUUACGACACGGCACUCAGCAGGAGCGAGGAGAACCUGAGCACGCUGGGACGUCCAGACGGUGACUUGGCCGAUCUGACUGAAGGACAGGGCAGGGUGAGUCGCAUGCUUCAGAAGUUCGAUAGGAACUAUGGCAAGCUACAAGGGAAAUCCCGGAGCUCGGAGAACCUUCUCGACCUGGACACCGGACCGUCCCGGUUCAGUCCCCGGCCUAAGGCUCAGCCGGACGUUGUGCCAAAGUAUGCAGCGAGUCCACAGCCAAGCUCACCCGUUUGUGUAUCGCAGAGCCAGGUAGUGGCGGAACCAGUCUUCCAGAACAGCCAGUCUUCCAAAACAAAGCUGCACGACUCGCCUGGUGAGCCAGCCAGUAGCACUCCAGUCUCGGGAUCUCCACAGCUAGUGUCUUCCUUCCGGCGCCGCUUUGAGGCAAGCGGGGGCCGUAGCGUAACAGUCAACUCCAGAGAGGAGGCAGAGAGGUCCCAAGCCAAGCCAGUGAGGGAGCGGGACUGGGAUGGCACAGAUGGGGCGUCCAAAGCCAAGGUGCCAUGCUCUCCAGAGAGCCACCAUGCCCAUGCUGAGUCGUCGCCGAGCCCUGCUGCCAUCACUGAGCCCAUCACGUCGCCCAGCUUUGAGAUCCGCCCAUCCCCUCGUCCAGAUUUGUCCUCCCUGCCUGCUAGUGAUCUGCAGGCUCGCGCCCUCGCCAACCUCCGCCUUCAGUCUCGCAAUUCCUUCACUGUCAUCCCUAAGCGUCAUGGGGCUGCCCCAGUGCCCUCCAACUCCGUCCAGUCUCUGGCGCCCUCUAGGCCUGUCAAGUCUCUGGCCCCCUCCAGCCCCGUCCAGUCUCUGGCGCCCUCCAGCCCUGUCAUGUCUCUGGCGCCCUCCAGCCCUGUCAUGUCUCUGGCGCCCUCCAGCCCUGUCUUAUCUGUGGCGCCCUCCAGCCCUGUCCUGUCUGUGGCACCCUCCAGUCCUGUCUUGUCUCCGGUGCCAACAGUGCCAACCCCUGCUUCACCAACACCCUUGCCGGCUGCUCUGUCCACAGAAAAGCUAGCAAAGACCCCAAGCCCGCUAUCAUCAGCCAAAACGGAACUUCCUCAGCCUGCUUCACCCCGGCUCAGCUUAACCACCCUGUCUCACGAUUCCACAACACCCUCACCUGGUUCUCCCACAAAAUCUGUGUCACCUCCUGCGCCGCAGGAGGCCCAAGCUCCCGAUAGGCUGCCCAUCACUAACAUUGAUGACGUGGUGGUGGAGCCCUUACCGCCCUUCCCCAGCCCCAUGGUGCAGAGGAGGAAGGGCAACACGUUUACGGUCGUCCCAAAGCGCAGAUCCGAGCCCCAGCUUGCCUCAACCGAAACCCAGGAACCUGCCUCAACGCCCCAGGGUUCCCCAUCCACCCCGCAGGCGCCCUAUGCUCAGCUGGGCACCCUGCUAAAAAAGCGCUACCCAGCAGUAGAGGAAAUUGAGGUAAUCGGGGGCUACCUCUCUCUGGGCCGGUCCUGCCUGUCCAAAACUGGCUCCACAGGAAAGAAGUUGAAGAUCUCCUUCAACGAGUCCAGCCUGCAAAGCACUUUCGAGUACCCGUCUGAGUGCAGCGCCUGGGACAGCGGAGAGGAGGAGGAAGAGGGAGGAAGAGGAGGAGACGGAGGAGGAGAGGAAGACGGAGGAAUCAGCAUGGAGAGGAUCCACAUUCCCCGGCCCACCUACACCUCCAGCCCCACCAACCAUACCCCCAACAGCACUGAUCUGUCCAACUACACUCCAAAGCAUUCCGUAGAGUUUACUGCCUGGCAAGAACACAAGCUUGAUGACCCUGCACACCUUGGAGACGGCAGUUCCCAGCAGACCAACAUGUCAGAGGAAGUCAUGUUGACACCAGCAGACAGCUCCUCCCUCUCAGACUUCAGCAGUGAACCAGCUCUCUACUUCUGAACUUUGCAGCAAAACUGGAGGCACAAGGGACCAACCAGCAGCCUAACCGGCCUACACACACACACAUGUGCACACACAUAGGAAAGGAACCAGUAGCAUCCACCCAAAAAUGGGUGGACUUCUUAACUCCAGUCUUUCCAUUUCAUCUCUGCUGUCAGUGGAAAAACCCAAAGCAGCUGAGGUGGUCUCAUCGUCCAUCUGUUGCCUGUCUAUCUCCAUGUGCUUUAAACUAACUGUCUGACUGUGGGUGGGCCAUCUUGAGUGUGGGACAGAAUCUGGACUGUAAAACACGGUUUACAGGCUUGAAUGUUGCCAUGCUG